AUGGACACCUUCACUUUUCCACCGCCUUCGAAGUCCUCUUCACCCGUUCAGGUCAUUAGCGUUGAGACAUCGGUCGAGAAAGAUGCUCAAAAUGAACGCGAAGUGCGAUUGAUCAAUGCGCGCAAAAAGCUCAAAAAUUAUAGAUUAAAACAGGCAGCUGCGGCGAACAGCCGUGAUGCAAGCUCUACUGGCUCUUUUGGGCUCUCUGCCAACCCUCUCAAUCCUACCACAAGCGGAACCUUAUCAACCUCAGCUGUUGCGCCUCCUGGCAAUUCACGUCACCAACACACUCGUACUCAUUCUCGUAACCAGUCCCGCUCUUCACUUGCUUCAAUUCUGGUCUCAAGUGAACAAGUGAAUAUCAUUGACGAAGUCCUGGCUCAUCAACGCCGUCUGAGUGUCACCAAACCUGCGUAUCAUCAUUCUCGACGUGAUUCGCUCUCUAGGCCGAUCGCCGCCCCCUCACUGGAUUCCAACGCGACCAACCCAAAUCGACUCUCAGCGACUUUUACUCCAGCCUCUAUCAACGCAUUCGAGGGCUCGUCCACUUUACCCGGUUUCAACUCCAAUCGGAUCAGUCUCCCACCUCCAGUCACAGGUACUACUCCUACCUUGGUAUCCACGCCAUGGGCCGGUCAUGAUCCUUCCCAACCCCAUCAACGUACAAAUUCCUCUUCAUUUGUGCCUCAUCAACACGGUCACGUCAGGCGCGAGUCGAAGCACAUGCGUAAAAACAGUGUUAGCACUCGUCGGGAGAGUAUUGAGAUCAUGGGUGGACUUGGCAUCAUUGGAGUUCCUUCUGCGCCUAGCGGUCUAUGCUCCGUUUCACACUCUGAGAAUCUAGGGGGUGCGAGGUCGAUCAACCGAGGUAGCUGGUCAGGUGGAGUUCCAAUCGCCUAG
Melampsora larici-populina 98AG31 is the source of this 900-nucleotide messenger RNA. RefSeq lists its product as uncharacterized. The transcript has 3 exons. The record is from RefSeq and is a predicted model, not a curated record. Lineage: Eukaryota; Fungi; Basidiomycota; Pucciniomycetes; Pucciniales; Melampsoraceae. The coding region runs from base 1 to 900 and encodes 299 amino acids.